ACUUCCGGCGGGCGCUCAGCGUCAUUGGUGUCAUCACUUCCUGCCGGUACCGGUGUGGACGGUACGGGUCGUGGCCGCCGGUUCUCCGCUUCUCCCCUUCCCCUACUCUCCUCCCUCCCUCCCUUUCCCUCCCUCGGCGGCGGUCGGUCGCCCGUCGCGGACUCCCUGACCCGUCCUGACCUUGGGGCUACAGGAUUGGCCUUUUCCUGUGCCCCGGCCCAGCGUCAGUGUCAGGGCGGGGGCCUUGAGGAGCCGGAGGCGCUGCCACAGAGAAGAGAAAAGACUAGACGACCCUUCGGCUCUACAGCCGGAUCGCUAGGCUCGCCGCCGCCAUGGCGAUGAGGCAGACGCCGCUCACCUGCUCCGGCCACACGCGGCCUGUGGUGGAUCUGGCCUUCAGUGGCAUCACGCCUUAUGGCUAUUUUCUAAUCAGCGCUUGCAAAGAUGGUAAGCCUAUGCUUCGCCAGGGAGAUACAGGAGACUGGAUUGGAACAUUUUUGGGUCAUAAGGGUGCCGUUUGGGGCGCAACAUUGAAUAAAGAUGCCACCAAGGCAGCGACAGCCGCUGCAGAUUUCACAGCCAAAGUGUGGGAUGCUGUCUCAGGAGAUGAGUUGAUGACCCUGGCUCAUAAACACAUUGUCAAGACAGUGGAUUUUACGCAGGAUAGUAAUUACUUGUUAACCGGGGGACAGGAUAAACUGUUACGCAUAUAUGACUUGAACAAACCUGAAGCAGAACCUAAGGAAAUCAGUGGUCACACCUCUGGUAUUAAAAAAGCUUUGUGGUGCAGUGAGGAUAAACAGAUCCUUUCAGCGGAUGAUAAAACUGUUCGCCUGUGGGAUCAUGCUACUAUGACAGAAGUGAAAUCUCUAAAUUUUAAUAUGUCCGUUAGCAGUAUGGAAUACAUUCCUGAGGGAGAGAUUUUGGUAAUAACUUAUGGACGAUCUAUUGCUUUUCAUAGUGCAAUAAGUUUGGACCCAAUUAAAUCCUUUGAAGCCCCUGCAACCAUCAAUUCUGCAUCUCUUCAUCCUGAGAAAGAAUUUCUUGUUGCAGGUGGUGAAGAUUUUAAACUUUAUAAGUAUGAUUAUAAUAGUGGAGAAGAAUUAGAAUCCUACAAAGGACACUUUGGUCCUAUUCACUGUGUGAGGUUUAGUCCUGAUGGAGAACUCUAUGCCAGUGGUUCUGAAGAUGGAACAUUGAGACUGUGGCAGACUGUGGUAGGAAAAACAUAUGGCCUUUGGAAGUGUGUGCUCCCUGAAGAAGAUAGCGGUGAGCUGGCAAAGCCCAAGAUCAGUUUUCCAGAGACAGCAGAAGAGGAGCUAGAAGAAAUUGCUGCAGAGAAUUCAGAUUCCAUCUAUAGUUCAACUCCCGAAGUUAAGGCCUGAGCAUCAGGCACAUGCCGCAGACAGUACACAACUUACGGACUAAACAAGCAGAGAAAAGCGUCCGCCUCCAGAGUUACUCUCUGCUGACAGCAACAUGAGCAGUAUAUAAUGAGGAAUACGAAUUAGCUCCAGUGCUGGAACUAACCUACUUGGUGAUACCUAUGAGUGAGAACACAAGAGUAUCAGCUAAAGGCUGAUGGAGUUAUGGUCUUAUAGUGUGAUGGUCUGUUGUCUUUUUAAUGAGUAUGUGUAAGCCAACAUCCAAUUUCUCUUAUUACAAUUAGAUUUCUUGUAGCUGUUUAUGUUAUUAUGAUGAGGGAAAAUAUAUUGGCCUAUUUUUCUGACUUUUCCCUUAAAAGCAGAAAGCUUUUUUUUUUUUUGCUUUAGUUAUAAAGAAGAGGGAAUACAUGAUAAAGUAACAGUUUGAUUUCUCUUAUUGUACACUGCUUCUGAACAUCUAAUUGUUUUUAGUUGUCUCAAUAAAAUGGCUCUAAAACAA
Messenger RNA from Odocoileus virginianus texanus, 1884 nucleotides. It is a transcript of the gene STRAP, whose product is annotated as serine/threonine kinase receptor associated protein. Gene Ontology annotation, cellular component: SMN complex. Gene Ontology annotation, molecular function: protein binding; RNA binding. The record is from RefSeq and is a predicted model, not a curated record. Lineage: Eukaryota; Metazoa; Chordata; Mammalia; Artiodactyla; Cervidae. Gene Ontology annotation, biological process: spliceosomal snRNP assembly.